This is a messenger RNA of Dictyostelium discoideum AX4, 1839 nucleotides long. RefSeq lists its product as hypothetical. The transcript has a single exon. The record is from RefSeq and is a predicted model, not a curated record. Lineage: Eukaryota; Evosea; Eumycetozoa; Dictyosteliales; Dictyosteliaceae. Bases 1 to 1839 code for a protein of 612 amino acids.
AUGAUGAGUUAUGAACAACAACAAUAUUUAACACAACAACAGCAAAUGAAUAAUUUUACAAAUUUAACCAAUUUAACAAAUAUGAAUAGUGUUAAUCAUAAUUUUGGUUUAAUGCAACAACAACAAUUGGUACCACAACAACCACAACUUGCACCACCUCCACCACCACAACAUCAACAAAUUCCAAUUUCUACACAAUCAACACCAAAUUCAACCUCUUCAACCACCACAACUACUACCACUACCACUUCUACUACUACAGCCCCAACAUCAAAUUCUAAAAAAUCAAAAACAACACCAAGCAAUGGUAAUAAACCAACCUCUGGAAUGGUAACACCAAUUAUAUCGACUCCAUUACAAUUAUCAAGUGUUAAUACUCCAUUACAACAAUAUCAACCAAAUUCACAAUUACAACCACCAUCACCAAUAAUUAAAAAAUCAUCAUUAUCAACUACACCAAAUAAUAUUAACAACAACAACAACAACAAUAACAAUACAAAUACAAUAAGUCCAAAAACUAAAGGUGGUAAUAAUUCAGCACCAACACCAACUUAUUCAUCAGCAACAAUUAAUUCACCAUAUUUAGAAGUAAUUGAACAAGAAUCAAUUUCAGUUGAAAAUGUUAUAAUAAAUAAUAGAAAUUCAAAUGUUCAUAUAGUUGUAAAGAAUACGUCAUUCGUUUUAAAAAUUCGUUCAUUAGAUUUAAAUAAAAUUAAUUUUAGUUCUUCUUGUGUUAAAGCCGGUUUAUAUUAUGUUAAUGAACCAUUAAAAGAGGUUAGUUUCAUUCAAAAUCCACCAAUAACCUAUGUUGGAAGUAGUUGUAAAAAUGGUGAACAAUUUGCAAUAGAUAUUAAAAUUUCAAUACUUAGUAGUCAGCAUCAAGGUAAUUUAUUCUAUAUAAUGGUACAUGUUUCACCAGAAAAUCAAAAAUCAAUAACAAAAGAUGGUAAAGAGGCAAUUGUCCCAACUACCUCUUCAACAUCAACUUCAUCAUCAGCAACUUCUACUACCUCUUCUUCAACAUCAUCAACUACUACCACUUCUUCAACAUCCAAUUCAUCUACACCAGGAUCAACAAUGGGAUGUAUUAAUGGUGGUAAUUCAAUUUUAUCAUUUCCAAUUCGUGUUGUUUCAAAAGUUGAUCAUAUUAAAAAGGAUCCAAAUGGUGUUUGUGAAAAGAAACAAACCUUUAUCGAUAUCCUUACCGACCGUUUAUCAUCUUUAGAAAACUUACAUUUAACACAAUCUGCAUUGUUAUCAAAUAUGUUAAAAGAAAGAGGUAUACCCGAAUCUGAAUAUUCAUUUUCUGAAUAUUCUGAACCUGAAUUAAUAUCAUGUGCAUUUUCAACUUCACCACCUUCUUCACCAUUUUCAAUUAGUGGUGGUGGCGGCAGUGGUGGUAUUCCAUCUCAAAGUGGUAUAAUUAAAAAACAUAAAAAACCAUCUGGAUCAUCAGGAUAUGGAGAUAAUAAAAAUACUGCUGAAAGAUUUUUAGAAUGCUUUAAUAGAGUAAUUAAAGUUUAUAAAGAACAUUAUGGAAAGAAAUCUUUUGAACUUUCAAAAUUCAUAAGUAGUUUAGAUAAUGAUGAAAAAAAUAUAUUGGUUGAUCUAUUAGAAUCUUUUACUUUUGAUGAAUCCUCUCAAGUAAAAUCAUUAGAUAAUAAUGAUCAUUGUGAAGAUUGUAAUUGUGAAACUUGUCCAUAUAAACAACAAGCUGAACAAUUUAUGUUAUUAUCUCCUGUAAUUUGUUUCCCUUCACCUGCAAUUAAAUCUUCAAAUAAUACAAAUAAUACAAAUAAUACAAAUAAUACAAAUAAUAAUACUGUUGUAACAAUUUAA